This is a messenger RNA of Colletotrichum phormii, 912 nucleotides long. RefSeq lists its product as uncharacterized. Lineage: Eukaryota; Fungi; Ascomycota; Sordariomycetes; Glomerellales; Glomerellaceae. The record is from RefSeq and is a predicted model, not a curated record. The transcript has a single exon. Bases 351 to 818 code for a protein of 155 amino acids.
UUGCAGUACUAUCGACCGUGGAAGCUUACCAAAGAACAAGAAGACGAGAUUGACGACCAGGUGCAAGACGCCAAGGACACCAUCGCGAGAGAACUUGAAUCGUUCAAAUAUCGGAAAGAAGAACACGAGAGACGCCACGGUCGCGCGAGACCGCCGACGAUGGCCCAGGAGGAGCCUGUGCCCAUGGUCAUAGAAGAACAACUAGCAGAAGCACCGUCAGAGGCUCCUGCUGAUGCUCCCGCAGCUGCUGACCACACCGUUGCGUCUCCCGACAGAGACAAACAUGAGCGGGAGGCACACGACGAACCUGGUGAUGUCGUGGAAAAUGACGAGGAUAUGGUUAUUUACUAAUGCCUGACAAAAACGCGUGGUGUUUUUUCCUCUUUUGUUUCCCGGCGUUUUAUUGCAGAAGACGCCAUUACUGCCGUACUUUAUGUGAUCAUCAUAAUAUUCGGCGAUAUGGGAGGUCUGCUAUUUUGUCUGGCUUUGAGCGCGAGUUGGAAGGCGGAGUUGGGGGGUUUAUGAUACCAAUCGGAAUUCAAAGCGGCAUUAACUUGGGAAAGGUGACCAUGGUGAUAUUGAAAAAAAGGAGAAGCUUGGUUCCAGAAACGGGAUUCAGACCAACUUUGUUCGCCGACUCGUUGGGCUUACUACGUCGAGCCAUAUUCUCUGACUCAAGCAUAAGACCAGUGACGUUCUCCUGCUUUAGCCCGGUGGGACCUCGUAGUCCAGAACAGCUGUUCCUUGCCGUUGAAGAAUUGUUAGCCCCUCGUCUAGAGUCUAGACUGGGUGACUGGCAGUUUACGCUUUUCGGGUGAGGAGAAUGCGAUCUCCGACUCUGAACCAAUUGUUGGAGAACAUAACAUUGAUCAACCUCCGUUUCGAGUACCGUCCGACAAUGGCGAGUCCCCU